Molecule: messenger RNA, 13891 nt
Organism: Paramisgurnus dabryanus
Lineage: Eukaryota; Metazoa; Chordata; Actinopteri; Cypriniformes; Cobitidae
Gene: dnah10
Product: dynein axonemal heavy chain 10
Biological process (GO): microtubule-based movement
Cellular component (GO): dynein complex
Molecular function (GO): ATP binding; dynein intermediate chain binding; minus-end-directed microtubule motor activity
Source: RefSeq, a predicted model, not a curated record
AUGGCCAUCGACGACCCUCGAGUGGAGUGGAUUAAAAACGCAGUUUGUGUCAUGUUUAACCUGCCUGAUUCAGGCUGCUUUGAGGAGUUACUCGCCCGCGCUGAUGGAGACGAGGAGCAAACAAUCUUACACUUUUUAAAUGCAGUUACUGAAGAGGAGGAGACGUCAACGCUUUAUUUCUUCAAGUAUAUAAGGGAAGAAGAGGUUGAGGUGGAGGUUCCUGGCGUAAUUACAAGCCAAGAUUCAACAGAAAUUGGGGAGAAUGGCACUGAGAGAAGUCACUCUUCUGAAGAAUCUCUCACAUCAAGCAGAGCCAAAACACCCGUUGACAGGGGAAAAGGUUCAAAAGGUCAAAAAGAAAACAGUCAGGAGUCCUUACACCCAACAGAAGACUCUCAGAUUCAAGAUUUUGCAGUUAAGGGCCUGCCAGAAGCCACAAAUGAGGAUAAACCUCAUCGCAAUAUUGAGUUUAAGGUUGUGUAUCAUGUUGAGCUUCAUGCGGCUGUGAAUAACAUCCCGGAGAGAUUUGUGAACUACAACGUUGUCUACUUUCUGAGGAACACUAAUGAAACUAUCAGUGAACCUGUGGAUGUCAGUGAGGCUGAUCAAUUGAUGCCCAAACUUGUUGAGUUUGGCAGGAUGAAUGGUCACCCCUUAAUGGUGUUUAGAGGCCUUCUCAACCAUAUCUAUAUCCCUCUUCUGUCAGUGAACCAGUUAAGGCUCACUGAUGGUGGCUAUAAUGGGGCAGCUGCCUUUCAAGACAAGGAUACGGUGGUUGAGAUAAUAGAAGAUGAGGUCGAUGAGCGGCAGCUUUUGGAAUCUUAUGGUGCUUUGGAGUUUAGAGAUGAACUCCUUAGCGCUGCAUAUAAAUUCUUGGGGGUCAUGGAUAACACCCUGCAGCAGCUGGAAGGUGAAUUUAAAUUAGACAUUCCAGAUCUGGAUUUGAAUGGUGAAGUGGAGGUGAUUUCGUCCAAUUUGACAAUGGUGGAGAAGCUUGAGCUGUGCAUGAUGAACUGGCAAACACAAAUCACUAUUGUCAUUGAAGAGCAAAAAAGGAAGAAACCGCAGGGACCUGGACCUUUGGCAGAGAUUGACUUUUGGCGUGAACGUACUGCUGUCCUGAGUAAUGUAAAUGAUCAGCUAAAGCUCCCAGUGGUCAAGAAGAUUAUGGAUGUGAUGAUUCGAGCAGAAUCAUUCACAAUGCAGGAGCUGGAAAAGACAACAGCUGAGCUUAUUAAAUAUUAUGAGGAGUCUGUCAACAAUGUACAAUUUCUUAGCACUUUGGAACGACAAUUUAAGAACCUUGCCACAGGGGUGGAUUUUAAAGUGGUCUUGAACACUAUUCCUGAAAUUAUGAAGGGGUUGCGAAUGAUCUGGAUAAUAUCCAGGCAUUACAACACAGAUGAGCGUAUGGCAUCUCUGAUGGAAUCCAUUGCCUGGGAACUGUCGGAACGGGUUGCCAGAGUUGUGAACAUCCGUGUUCUUUUUAAAGACAAAAGGGUAGUGGCCAAAGCCAAGGCUAAGGAUGGAAAGCAAGUCUUGGAGCGCUGGAAGACCUGUUAUUUUGAGGUCCGGGCACGGAUUGAGUCAUCAGAUCGAGAUCCCCGCUGGGAAUUCGAUCGCAAAAAGCUGUUUGAAAAGACAGACUACAUGGCUUCAAUCUGUCAGGAUUUGUAUAACGUCUUGCAGACCAUAGAUGAGUUUUACAUUAUCUUUGGACCUGAGUUAAAAGCAGUGACAGGAAAUCAGAAGCGAAUAGAUGAAGUUUUACGCCAAGUAGACUGCCUCGUCACACCAUUUGAGGAACUUACUUUUGACCCUUUCGACAUCUGCAAAAUGGGAAGUUGGAAGAUGGCCAUGCAAGAAUUUAAAACAGAAGUCCAGGCUAUUGAAGGAGAAGCUAUCAAUUUCAUUGAUCAGUCCUUCAAGUCCCUGCGUUCUGCCUCUGCCGCCUUUGACCUGCUGCUAAAAUUUAAACACAUCCGCUCCAGAGAUGCCAUCAACAAUCAGUUAAUGAAGAAGUUUAACGAUAUCCUCGCUCAGUACGCCAAAGAGGUGGACUUUAUAAAUGAUAUAUUUGUGAAGCACAAGGACAAUCCCCCUUUGAAUAAGAAUCAGCCUCCUGUGGCAGGAGCCAUUUACUGGGAACGUUCGCUGAUGGAGCGCAUAACAAGCCCCAUUGAACGUUUUAUGGAGAUGAAAGAGAUGAUGGAGAGUAAAGAGGGCAAAGCAGUAAAAGCCAAGUACACAGAGGUGACAAGUUGUAUGAAAGACUAUGAGAUGCAGCGCUACCUGAGUUGGAAAACCGAGACUCAGCAGGCUUUACCACUGCUAUUAAAGAAAAGUUUGCUACUCAUGUUCAACAGUGCUGGUGUUGUGUGUGCAGACUUUGCAAAGACAGAUACUGGUGCAGAGAGGAAUGUGGAGAGGGACGUGCGCUUCUCUGUAAAUUUUGCCUUAGAGCUGAAGGAGAUCAUAUCUGAAUCCAAAUACCUGGAUCAGCUGGGCUUUACCGUAUCAGAUUUGGCACGAAACAUUGCUCUGCAGGAAGAAAGGUUCAUGAGGUACAUAAAUGGACUUCAGACAUUAGUGAACCAUUACCAUUCUCUUAUGGACAGUUUAAAUGAUACAGAUUUUUCACUAAUGGCUGAGCAUGUGCAGGAUCUGAGGAAAGUGCUGCAUUAUGGGUGCAAAAGACUCAACUGGAAUUUUCUGAGUAUACCAGAAUUCAUCCAACGUGGAAACCUGGCCACUUCAAAGUUUGAGUCUCUUUUGAACCAAAUUCAAAAGAAUGAAAGAGACAUUGAAGAUAAACUUAAAUUUAUUGAAUCAGCAAACCUUUUCAGAUUCCCAGCACAAGACAAAACAGGACAUGUACCAGGUGUAAAGGAGUUCUUUGAAUUCAUUGAGGUUGAAAGGGCAAAGGUUGUGAACCUGCUGGUAAUUAAGUAUGCAGCAAUCAGUCCUCUCCUCACCAGGAUGGAGAGUCUGAUAGUGGGGACUAAUACUGGCAAAGCCAAGUGCAUGGCUCAGCUGUACACUUACUGGGAGCGCAAGAUCUUUGAUUCACUGACCAAGAUGGUGCUCAAGAAUAUUCAAGUGUUCAACACUGCACUGAUGGGCACAACUCCACUCUUCCAAAUUGACACCAUCCUCUCUGCUCCUGAGAUUGCACUGCAUCCCAAGAUCGGUGAGGUGUACAGGCUUAUUAAGCAGUCUGUUGGUGACUGUGUGGAAACCACUAGGGGGUUUGUUCGCUGGAUGCAUGGCAGUUGCAUCCAGUGUCCUCCACAGCAAGUGAAUAGUGAAGACAAACCAUUAGUCUUCACUUUUUACAGUGACGUUUGUCAGGUUCCACAGAUAAAUGAGAAAAUCACGGGCAUCACCCACAGCAUGCAGCGUCUCCUCAAUGGUGUGAGUGUCUACGUCAAGCACUGGAUGAGCUACCGCUCUCUCUGGAAUCUCGAUAAGUCUAUAGUCUUAGAGAAAUUUGCAGAGAAGAAGCCCUCGUGCGUGAUGUAUGAUGAGAAGUUUCAGUAUUACAUCAAGGUCAGCAAAGAGGUGGCAAAGCAGCCUUUAGUGAAGAACGAGCACAUCAUCAGGCUAAACCUAGAGCCACUGGCCCGUGCCGUGCUGGAGAACGCCCAGGCAUGGAUCACGUCUCUGGGCAGGCUGUUGAAUGACUCGGUGCGAGAGGAACUUUUCAACCUCCGUAAUGAGCUGUUGAAAUUGUCAGAUAAUUUGAAGAGGAGCCCAAGUACCUUGGAGGACCUGAAAUUUAUUCUGGGCACCAUCACAGAAAUCAGAGAUAUGUCUCUAUCAGUAGAGAUGAAAAUCAAUGACAUCCAAGAGAGAUACAGAACUCUUAACAUGUACAGUGUAGAGGUUACAGAGGAGGAGCUGCAGCUAUCUGCGAACAUUGGCAAUCUGUGGAGUGAGCUGUUUCUCGAGUCUAGACAGGUUGACCGCAGUCUGGGAAAAGUAAAGAAGACUUUUUCUGAGAUCACUAUUAAUCAGACUGAGGAGUAUAAACAGGAGCUUUCCAUAUUUGCAGAAAGCUUCAACAUGCAUGGGCCUGGAGCUGUGGGAAAUGAUCUGGAGAAAGGAUUGAUGAUCAUGGACACAUAUGAGACAGAACUAGCGAAGGUAGAGGCAAGCCGUCAGGAACUGGCUAAAGCUGAGAAGCUGUUUAACCUGCCCAUCACUACGUAUCCAGAGCUCCUCAAUGUGCAAAAGGAGAUGAACGGCCUAAGACAGAUCUAUGAGAUUUAUAAGGACCAGAAGGAAGCUAAGGCAGAGUGGUCACAGACCCUGUGGGUAAAUCUUAACAUCGAAGUCCUCCAAGAGGGUAUAGAGGGAUUUAUCAAGAGUUUGCGGAAGUUACCAAAGGAUGUGAGGGCUCUUCCUGUGUCUUUCUUCCUGGAGGGACGGUUGAAGGAGUUCAAAGAAUCGCUCCCCCUCUUGUUGAAUCUAAAGAAUAAAGCUCUUAGAAACAGGCACUGGAAGAACCUGAUGGAAGGGACUGGCACUAGCUUUGAGAUGAACCCAGCCACCUUCACUCUGGAGAACAUGUUCUCCAUGGAACUGCACAAGUAUGGCAAUGUCAUCAAUGACAUUGUUAACUCAGCUGUAAAGGAGCUUGGUAUUGAGAAGGGAGUGAAAGAGGUAGAGGAUACCUGGGAGAAUUUGAAGUUCAAUGUGCAGAGGUACCUAAAAGGCACAAAGGAGCAUGGGUUCAUCCUCGGAGCUGUGGAUGAAAUUCUCCAGCGUCUGGAUGAUGAUGCCAUGAACCUGCAGAGUAUGGCAGGCAGCCUUUUUGUUGGUCCCUUCCUGUCCACUGUGCAAAAGUGGGAGAAACAUCUAUCACUUAUCAGUGAGAUUAUUGAGGUAUGGAUGUUAGUACAACAAAAAUGGAUGUACCUGGAGAGUAUUUUCAUUGGAGGUGACAUUCGCUCUCAGCUACCUGAGGAAGCCAAAAAAUUUGACAAUAUCGACAAAAUAUUCAAAAAGAUAAUGACAGACACAGUGAAGGACCCUGGCAUUAAGAAGUGUUGUCUAGUUCCAAAUCGCCUGACUGAUCUGCAGAAUCUAAGCGAUGGUUUAGAGCGCUGUCAAAAGAGUCUAAAUGAUUACCUUGAUUCCAAACGAAACGCUUUUCCGCGCUUCUUCUUCAUCUCUGACGAUGAGCUGCUCAGUAUUCUGGGCAGCAGUGAGCCUACUUGUGUGCAGGAGCACAUGAUUAAGAUGUAUGAUAAUAUAGCAGCUCUGCGCUUUGAUAUGGGAAUGAAAGGAGAAAUGGUUGCGAAUGCACUGGUGUCCGCGGAAGGGGAGUUGAUGGAGCUCAAGCAGCCCGUACCUGCAGAGGGUUGUGUGGAGGACUGGAUGACUGGAGUGCUGCUGGAGAUGAGGAGAACCAACCGACUCAUCACCAAAGAGGCUAUUUACUUCUACAGUCACCAGAAGUCUAGGGUGGACUGGAUGCUGGACUACCAGGGCAUGGUGGUGCUGGCAGCCAGCCAGGUGUGGUGGACUUGGGAGGUGGAGGAUGUCUUCAAAAGGAUGAAUAAUGGAGAAAAGCAGGCGUUGAAACAGUAUGCAAAGAAAAUGCACCAACAGAUUGAUGAACUGGUGAGGCGCAUCACACAACCCUUAAAGAAGAAUGACAGACGCAAACUCAAUACUGUCCUUAUCAUAGAUGUCCAUGCUAGGGACAUUGUGGACACUUUUGUCAGAGACAGUAUUACAGAUGCCCGUGAGUUUGAGUGGGAAAGUCAGUUGAGGUUCUACUGGGUUAAGGAGCCAGAUGAACUGUUUGUGCGGCAAUGCAGUGCUCAGUUCUCCUAUGGCUACGAGUACAUGGGACUGAAUGGACGGCUGGUUAUUACUCCAUUGACUGACCGUAUCUAUCUCACACUGACUCAGGCCUUGUCUAUGUUCUUGGGUGGAGCACCAGCUGGGCCUGCAGGUACUGGAAAGACUGAAUCCACUAAAGAUCUGGCAAAAGCUUUGGGGCUUUUGUGCGUGGUUACCAACUGUGGAGAGGGAAUGGACUACAUGGCUGUUGGGAAGAUCCUCUCUGGUUUAGCUCAAUGUGGAGCCUGGGGCUGUUUUGAUGAGUUCAACCGCAUUGAUGCCUCUGUGCUGUCUGUCAUCUCCUCUCAGAUCCAAACCAUCCGAAACGCUCUCAUGCUUCAUCUCAAGAGAUUUCAUUUCGAAGGCCAAGAGAUCAAUCUGGACAGCCGUAUUGGGAUCUUCAUCACAAUGAAUCCUGGUUAUGCCGGCCGCACAGAGUUGCCUGAGUCAGUGAAAGCUCUGUUUAGACCAGUGGUGGUCAUCGUGCCUGACCUGCAGCAGAUCUGCGAGAUCAUGCUCUUCUCUGAGGGCUUUCUCAUGGCUAAGGUUUUGGCAAAGAAGAUGACAGUGUUAUACAAAUUGGCACGGGAGCAGCUGUCCAAACAGGCACACUAUGACUUUGGGCUCAGAGCAUUGAAGUCAGUGUUAGUAAUGGCAGGAGAGCUAAAGAGAGGUUCACCCAAUCUCAAUGAGGAUGUCGUCUUGAUGAGGGCUCUUAGAGACAUGAACCUGCCCAAGUUUGUAUUUGAGGAUGUUCCUUUGUUCUUGGGCCUUAUAUCAGAUCUGUUCCCUGGGCUCGACUGCCCACGUGUUCGUUACGCCAGCUUCAACGAUGCCGUAGAAGCCGCCCUGCAAGAGAAUAAUUAUAUUAUGCUGCCCGAUCAGGUGGACAAAGUGGUGCAAAUGUAUGAGACUAUGAUGACCAGACACACCACCAUGGUGGUUGGACCAACAGGGGGAGGGAAAUCUGUGGUGAUCAACACACUCUGCCAAUCGCAAACCAGGUUGGGCCUGCUGACCAAAAUGUACACCCUGAAUCCUAAAGCGAUGAGCGUGAUUGAGUUGUAUGGGAUCUUGGAUCCGGUCACACGAGAUUGGACUGAUGGGAUACUGUCUAACAUCUUCAGAGACAUCAACAGACCCACAGAUAAAAAAGAAAGGAGGUACAUACUGUUUGAUGGAGAUGUGGAUGCUCUGUGGGUGGAGAACAUGAAUUCAGUUAUGGAUGAUAACAAGCUUCUCACAUUGGCUAAUGGAGAGAGAAUCCGUCUACAGAACCACUGUGCGCUACUUUUUGAGGUCGGAGAUUUGCAGUAUGCCUCCCCUGCCACAGUUUCUCGGUGUGGAAUGGUGUUUGUGGACCCCAAGAACCUUCGCUGUGCUCCCUACUGGGAAAAGUGGGUCAACAGCAGACCCUCUAAAGAGCAGACUAAUCUCCGGAAACUGUUUGAAAAGUAUGUACCAAGUGCCAUUGAUAUGAUAGUGGAAGGAAUAGUUGAUGGUAAACAGACAGAGAAAUUGAAAACCGUCAUUCCACAGACAGAUUUAAACAUGGUGAUGCAGUUGACUGUGAUGCUCGAUGCUCUGCUUGAGAAUGAAGACUUCAGUUUUGAAGAUCUGGAGUGUUUUUUUCUGGAAGCACUUUACUGUUCACUGGGGGCUUCUCUUCUGGACAAAGGCAGACAAAAGUUUGAUAAGUUAAUUAAAAAGUUGUCCUGUCUGAAUGAUGUUAACGAUGAGAAGGUUCUUGCCGGCCCUGGAGAGAUUCCAGUUUACUUGCCAACUCUCUAUGAUUUCCACUUUGAUGGGACCCAAAAGAAGUGGGUUCCUUGGAACUCCAUGGUUUCAAUAUACGCUCAUAAUCCUGAUAUGAAAUUUAUUGACAUCCUUGUUCCAACAGUGGAUACCACUCGUGCUAACUGGCUGUUGGAACAAAUGGUGAAGGUGAAAAGGCCAGUGGUGCUGGUUGGAGAGUCCGGUACCUCUAAAACAGCAACCAUACAGAAUUUCCUCAGCAAUCUCAAUACAGAUACAAUAAUGAUGACCAUCAAUUUCUCAUCGAGAACAACAUCCAUGGACCUCCAGAGGACUCUGGAAGCAAGUGUAGAGAAAAGAACCAAGGAUACGUAUGGUCCUCCAAUGGGCAAACGACUUCUGGUUUUUAUGGAUGACCUCAACAUGCCAAGGGUGGAUGAAUAUGGCACCCAGCAACCUAUAGCUCUGCUGAAGCUGCUCUUGGACAGAGGUGGCAUGUAUGACAGAGGCAAGGAACUUAACUAUAAGAUCAUAAAGGACUUGGGAUUUAUUGCCGCAAUGGGAAAAGCAGGGGGUGGAAGGAAUGAGGUGGACCCUCGAUUCAUCUCUCUCUUCAGUGUGUUCAACAUUCCCUUCCCCGAGGAGGAGUCCCUCCAUCUCAUCUACUCUUCUAUUCUGAAAGGACACAUGAAACCCUUUGAGGAAUCCAUCCAAAACAUCUGCGACAAGUUGACAUUUUGUACACUUGAGUUGUACAAAACCAUAAUUAAAGAUCUGCCACCGACACCCUCCAAGUUCCACUACAUCUUUAACUUGAGAGAUCUCUCCAGAGUUUACCAUGGCUUGACACUAACCAAUCCUGAAAGGUUCUCUACGGUCACCCAGUUUGUGCGCGUGUGGAGAAAUGAAUGUUUAAGAGUCUUCCAUGACAGACUUAUCAAUGAAAAUGACAAAAUCUUGGUUCAGGGACACAUAAAAAAUCUGAUUGAAGAGCACUUUAGAUCAGACCUUGAUUCAGCCAUGAGAGAUCCAAUUCUGUUUGGAGAUUACAGAACAGCUCUUAAGUCUGACCCAAGAGUCUAUGAGGACCUACUAGACUAUGAUGCAUCCAAAGCUCUGUUUCAGGAGAUCCUGGAGGAAUAUAAUGAAAGCAAGAUCAGAAUGAACUUGGUUUUAUUUGAUGAUGCUCUUGAGCACUUGACUGUCAUUCAUCGCAUUAUCAGAAUGGACCGAGGACAUGCUUUGCUGGUUGGUGUGGGAGGUUCAGGGAAACAGUCUCUUACAAAGCUUGCUGCCUUUACUGCAGGUUAUGAGGUUUUUGAAAUUGUGCUUAGUAGAGGAUACUCCGAGACUAACUUCCGUGAAGAUCUGAAAACUCUUUACCUUAAAUUGGGUAUAGAGAAUAAGAAAAUGGUUUUUCUUUUCACUGAUGCCCAUGUGGCUGAGGAAGGUUUUCUGGAACUCAUAAACAACAUGCUUACCUCAGGUAUGGUUCCGGCACUUUUCCCUGAUGAUGAGAAGGAAUCAGUACUGAACCAGCUGCGAGAUGAGGCCAUGAAGAUGGGUUGUGGUCCAUCUAAAGAGAGCGUGUGGCAAUACUUUGUCAACAAGAGUGCUAACAACUUGCAUAUAGUGCUGGCCAUGUCUCCUGUAGGAGAAACACUCAGAACACGCUGCAGGAAUUUUCCAGGGUUGGUUAAUAAUACUGGCAUUGACUGGUUCUCCCCGUGGCCGCUUCAGGCUUUACACGCAGUCGCUAAGUCUUUCCUAGGUGAGAGUCCCAUGAUCCCAGAAUGCAAUGCAGAGGCAGUGAUUGAUCAUGUGUGCAUGGUGCACAGCUCCGUAGGCGAUUACAGUAAACUGUUCCAGCAAACUCUUCGUCGAAGCAACUACGUGACCCCCAAAAACUACCUGGACUUCAUUAGCACCUAUUCCAACCUACUGGAGGACAGAGAUAAAUACAUCCUAGCACAAUGCAAACGUCUGGAGGGGGGUUUGGAUAAGCUGAAGGAGGCAAGUGGACAGCUAGCUGAGCUCAACAUUAAACUAGCCGAGCAAAAAGUGGUUCUGGCAGAGAAGGCCUCAGCAUGCGAGAUCCUUUUACAGGAGAUCUGCUCUAAUACUGCUGUUGCGGAGGAGAAGAAAGCUAUGGCAGAGGAGAAGGCUAAAGAGAUAGAGGAGCAAAAUAAGGUGAUAGUGAUUGAGAAGAAAGAUGCUGAGACCUCUCUGGCCGCUGCUCUUCCUGCUUUAGAGGCUGCACGCAUCGCCCUCCAAGACUUGGACAAAUCUGAUGUCACUGAAAUCAGAUCUUUCGCCAAGCCUCCCAAACAGGUGCAGGUUGUGUGCGAGUGUAUCCUGGUGAUACGCAGCUACAAAGAGAUCAGCUGGAAGAUGGCUAAGGGCAUGAUGUCAGAGGCCAACUUCCUGCGCUCACUUAUGGAGAUGGACUGUGACUCCAUCAAUUCAGGUCAAAUCAAAACAGUAAAAGCCUACCUAAAAAACCUUAACACCAGUUUUGAGGAGAUGCAAGCCAUCAGUAAAGCUGGUUCUGGCAUGCUAAGGUUUGUGGAGGCGGUCAUGGGCUACUGUGACGUGGCCAGAGAUAUCAAACCUAAGAGGGAGAAGGUGGCUCGUCUAGAGAAAAACUUUUUCCAAAGCAAGCGUGAACUAGAACGAAUCCAGAAUGAGCUCGGUGCCAUCCAGAAAGAGCUUGGAGCUCUCGGAGAAAAAUAUGAGGCUGCCAUGGCAGAAAAACAGCUUCUGCAGGAGGAGGCGGAGAUAAUGGAGAGAAGACUCAUAGCUGCAGACAAACUUAUCUCUGGCCUGGGAUCAGAGAAUGAGCGGUGGACAGAGGACCUUGAAGAGCUGAAGCAAAGGCGAGUGCGCCUUCUGGGAGAUUGUCUGAUCUGCGCUGCCUUUCUAAGCUAUGAAGGAGCAUUCAACUGGGACCUCCGCUAUGAGAUGGUGUAUGAGGUGUGGCAGAAAGACGUGCGGGAGAGAGGCAUCCCUCUGAGCCAGCCCUUCCGUAUAGAAAACCUGCUCACUGAUGAGGUGGAGAUCAGCAGGUGGGGUUCUGAAGGUCUUCCUCCAGAUGAGCUUUCAGUGCAGAACGGCAUCCUGACCACCAGAGCCAGCCGCUUCCCCUUGUGCAUCGAUCCGCAGCAGCAAGCCCUCAACUGGAUCAAAAAGAAGGAGGAGAAGAACAAUUUGAAGAUCUCAUCAUUUAAUGACCCAGACUUCUUAAAGGGACUGGAGUUGGCCAUUAAAUAUGGCUUCCCUUUUCUGUUCCAAGAUGUGGAUGAAUAUAUUGACCCAGUUAUUGACAAUGUCCUUGAGAAGAACGUGAAAGGGACAGAGGGACGUCAGGUUGUUGUACUGGGUGAUAAAGAAAUUGACUAUGAUCCCAACUUCAAACUCUACCUUAAUACCAAACUGGCAAACCCCAAGUUUUCUCCUGCAGUAUUUGGGAAGGCCAUGGUUAUUAACUAUACCGUGACACUUAAGGGCCUGGAAGACCAGUUGCUGAGUGUCAUCGUGGGAUUUGAGCGGAAAGAGCUGGAGGAGCAGAGAGAGCGUCUCAUUCAGGAGACCAGUGAGAACAAGCGUUUGCUAAAAGAUCUAGAGGAUUCGCUGCUGAGAGAGCUGGCCACCUCUACAGGAAACAUGCUGGAUAACAUGGAGCUGAUCCACACCCUGGAAGAAACCAAAUCCAAGGCCAUCGAGGUGUUUGAGAAACUAAAGCUGGCAGAAAAGACGGCCAUUGACAUUGACACACUGAGAGAUGGCUACCGCCCAGCCGCUAAGCGUGGGGCUGUCCUAUUCUUCGUCCUGGCUGAGAUGGCUCUGGUCAACAGCAUGUAUCAGUAUUCACUCGCAUCAUUCUUGGAGGUGUUUGAUCUCUCCCUGUCCAAAUCCUUGCCUCACGCCAUCCUGCCCAACAGACUGAAGAACAUCAUGGACACACUUACACAGAACGUCUACAACUACGGCUGUACUGGUCUGUUUGAGAGGCACAAACUUCUCUUCUCCUUCAACAUGACUAUUAAAAUUGAGCAGGCUGAGGGUCGAGCUCCUCAGGAUGAACUAGAGUUCUUCCUCAAAGGUAACCUGUCCUUGGAGAAGAGUCAACGUAAGAAGCCGUGUGCCUGGCUGCCUGAUCAAGGUUGGGAGGAUAUUGUGCGUCUUAUGGAACUCUUUCCUAAUGAGUUUGGAUCUUUAGCUGAUGAUAUAGAGAAGAAUCCUGAAGAAUGGAAGACCUGGUACGAUCUGGAUGGUCCAGAGCAGGCUUCCUUCCCCAUGAAGUACAAAGACCACCUCACUCCCUUCCAGAAGCUUCUGCUGAUCCGCUGCUUCAGGCUCGACCGAGUCUUCAGAGCCGUCAGUGAUUAUGUCACACUUACCAUGGGAGAGAAAUAUGUGCAGCCUCCAGUGAUCAGCUUUGAAGCUAUCUUUGAGCAGAGCUCGCCAAACUCUCCCAUCGUGUUUAUUCUGAGUCCAGGCUCCGAACCAGCCAAUGAUCUGUUGAAGCUAGCCAAACGCACAGGCUUUGGAGCCAACAGACUCAAAUUUCUCGCUAUGGGGCAGGGACAAGAGAAGGUUGCACUGCAGCUGUUGGAUACUGCAGUGGCUAGGGGUCAGUGGCUGAUGCUGCAGAACUGUCACCUGUUGGUGAAAUGGCUGAAGGAUCUAGAGAAAGCUCUGGAGAGAAUUACAAAACCCCAUCCAGACUUUCGCCUGUGGCUUACAACAGAGCCCAUUAAAGACUUUCCCAUCGGCAUCUUGCAGAAGUCCCUGAAGGUUGUAACAGAACCUCCAAAUGGGCUGAAGCUGAACAUGAGGGCAACAUAUUUUAAGAUUCCUCACGAUAAGCUGAUGGGUUGUGCUCACCCAGCUUUUCGCAGUCUGGUUUAUGUGCUGGCCUUCUUCCAUGCUGUGGUACAGGAAAGACGCAAGUAUGGAAAGAUCGGCUGGAAUGUGCCUUACGAUUUCAACGAGUCCGACUUCCUGGUGUGUAUGGAAAUUUUGGACACCUACCUUACCAAAGCCCAAACUCAAGGAGAUGCCAUGAUACCAUGGGGAAGUCUCAAAUACCUAAUUGGAGAGGUAAUGUACGGCGGCAGAGCUAUUGACAGCUUUGAUCGCAGGAUCCUCACAAUUUACAUGGAUGAGUAUCUGGGAGAUUUCAUCUUUGACACCUUUCAGCCCUUCCACUUCUUCCACAAUAAAGAUGUGGACUACAAGAUCCCACCAGACGGACCCAAGCAGGUUUAUGUCGAUGAGAUCGAAUCGCUCCCCCUUGCUAACACAGCAGAGGUGUUUGGUCUGCACCCCAAUGCUGAGAUCGGAUACUACACACAGGCUGCCCGAGACAUGUGGUCUCACCUUAUAGAGCUACAACCACAGACAGGUGACUCCGGUGGUGGCUUUAGUCGAGAUGAGUAUAUCAGCCAGGUGGCGCGGGACAUCCAGAGCAAACUGCCCGAAGUGUUUGACCUCGACGUGAUCCGCAAGAAGUUUGGGCUUGAGAUCUCUCCAACGUCUGUAGUACUGCUUCAGGAGCUGGAGCGCUUUAACAAACUCAUUGUAAGGAUGAGACGGUCUCUGGCUGAACUACAGCGGGCGCUUGCUGGAGAGGUUGGAAUGAGCAGUGAGUUGGAUGAGGUGGCGAGAGCUCUGUAUAAGGGCCAAAUUCCUGUUAUCUGGAGGAAACUGGCUCCAGACACUCUCAAAUCUCUUGGAAACUGGAUGAUUCACUUCAAAAGACGACAUGAGCAGUACUGCUCAUGGGUGGAUGAGGGCGAGCCCGGCGUGAUGUGGUUGUCAGGAUUACAUAUCCCCGAAUCAUACCUGACAGCACUGGUCCAGGCCACCUGCAGGAAAAAUGGCUGGCCACUGGACCACUCCACCCUGUACACACAGGUUACACAAUACAUGAGUGAGGAAGAAGUCAAAGAAAGACCGGUACAGGGAUGUUUUGUAUCAGGUCUUUAUCUGGAGGGGGCAGACUGGGACGUUGAAAAAGGCUGUCUGGUCCGCAGCAAACCCAGAGGUCUAGUGACCCAGCUGCCCAUUCUCAAAAUCAUACCUAUUGAAGCACGUCGCCUUAAACUCCAGAAUACCUUGAGGACUCCGGUCUACACCACCUCCAUGAGAAGAAAUGCUAUGGGUGUUGGAUUGGUAUUUGAGGCCGAUCUUUACACCACUAAACACAUUUCUCACUGGGUACUGCAAGGAGUAUGUCUUUGUCUCAAUGCUGACUGAGUCUCUUGAUGUUUUAAUUGUU